Molecule: messenger RNA, 2469 nt
Organism: Astyanax mexicanus (Mexican tetra)
Lineage: Eukaryota; Metazoa; Chordata; Actinopteri; Characiformes; Acestrorhamphidae
Gene: ergic2
Product: ERGIC and golgi 2
Exons: 14
Coding region: 194-1324 (376 amino acids)
Biological process (GO): retrograde vesicle-mediated transport, Golgi to endoplasmic reticulum; endoplasmic reticulum to Golgi vesicle-mediated transport
Cellular component (GO): membrane; endoplasmic reticulum; COPII-coated ER to Golgi transport vesicle
Source: RefSeq, a predicted model, not a curated record
UAAGGAAUCGUCACAACACAAAAUCAGCCAGCCGUUUUUUUUUUACCCGAUACUCAUUCUUCAUUUUUACCCCGUUUAAUGGUGUUUAACCCAGGAUAACAGCUGCUGUGUUUGGUUAAAAAAACCAAACCAAUGAAUCCAGAACAGCGUAUUUAAAGGUUCAUGAGGGAAGCGGUGGUGGCUCGCUGUGAAGAUGCGGAGAGUGUCCCGAAAGAAGGCCCUCAAUUUUGUGAAGGAGCUGGAUGCUUUUCCCAAAGUUCCUGAGAGCUAUGUUGAGACAUCUGCUAGCGGUGGAACGGUGUCUUUGGUAGCCUUUGCGGCUAUGGCACUCCUGGCCUUCUUUGAGUUUUUUGUGUAUCGGGACACAUGGAUGCAGUAUGAAUAUGAGGUGGAUAAGGAUUUUUCGAGUAAAUUAAGAAUCAAUAUAGAUAUUACAGUCGCCAUGCGGUGCCAGUUUGUAGGUGCAGAUGUGUUGGACCUGGCUGAGACCAUGGUUUCGUCAGAUGGCCUACUGUACGAACCGGUUGUAUUUGAGCUGUCCCCUCAACAGAGGCUGUGGCACAGGACGCUUCUGCUGGUUCAGAACCGGCUAAGGGAGGAGCAUUCCCUCCAGGACGUGAUCUUCAAAAGCAUCAUGAGAGGAGCGCCCACUGCUCUACCGCCAAGAGAGGACGAUCCCACACAGCCACUGAACGCAUGCAGGAUACAUGGACAUCUUUAUGUUAACAAAGUGGCUGGGAAUUUCCACAUCACAGUCGGCAAAGCCAUUCCACACCCAAGAGGACACGCUCACCUCGCUGCACUGGUCAGCCAUGAAACAUACAACUUCUCCCAUCGAAUAGACCACCUUUCGUUUGGUGAAGAAAUCCCAGGCAUACUAAACCCACUGGAUGGAACAGAAAAAGUGUGCACAGACCAUAAUCAGAUGUUUCAGUACUUCAUCACCAUUGUGCCCACCAAACUGGAAACCUACAAAGUGUCUGCUGAGACGCAUCAGUACUCCGUUACAGAGCGGGAGCGGGUAAUCAACCACGCAGCAGGCAGUCACGGCGUCUCUGGUAUCUUUAUGAAGUACGAUGUCAGCUCCCUCAGAGUCCGGGUGACGGAGCAGCACAUGCCCCUCUGGCAGUUCCUGGUACGCCUGUGCGGCAUUGUCGGAGGCAUCUUCUCCACCACAGGUAUGCUACAUGGCCUGGUUGGAUUCUGUGUAGAUGUUGUCUGCUGUCGCUUCAAACUAGGAGUCUAUAAACCCAAGGGGAUCAGUGUUCUCGAUGGCCAUGUGAACAGUCAGACGCCUCUGCUCUCAGAGAACAACGACCACUAGCAUCUCCGUUCUGCUCCUGAGACUCUUUAUCUUUCGUCCAAGACUCAAGCCCACCACCGGACUCCACCACGUCAUCCACUUUAUUGCCAGUGUGGUAUUGUGAAGGGCUGCUGCCAAAAGCAUGUGACUGUAACUCAGACUGUAAACAAACACAAAGUAUUGAUCGCUCAUAACCAGCAGUACUAUUUUAGUCUGUCCUCGACAAGAUUUGUUAUCCAUGAGAAACAUGUUUGAUGAUAAGUGUGGUUGUUUUGCACUCCAUUUUUACAUUCAGCAUGGCAGUGAAGAUGAGCAACUUGCUUUCAUUUUGUUUAUUUAUUUGUGCAGUUAUUGUUCAAAUGCUUGUUAGAUGCACCUCUUUCAUCUCGAAGGGAACCCAAGGUACUGUAAAAAUGACAUGACAAUAUAUAAUUUUUUUUGCAAUUAUAUAUUGUUAUAUUAACAAAUACAGGAAUUUUCAGAAGAUUUCACCAGUUUUAUCCAGAUCCAGCAAACUCAAUAAGUCAUAAAAUUGGUAAUGUGCUUGGUGUAUUCAGUAUUGGCAUACAAUAAAAGAUAUGGGGCAGAUAUAGUCUGCCUCUGCUAGGGUUAUUAUGAAAAAGGAGAACAGUAUGAAUUUUCCUUCUCUAUCAAGCAGCAAAAAACAUUUAAAAUAUUUAAUUACAUGUGCUUCAUGACAUUCCGCACCCUGCCAUGUGUCUAUUGUUCAUACCCCCCAACCCCCCCCCCCCAGAUAAAUUAUAAUGGUACACAGGCUUAAUGAGGAAAACAAAUAAUUAAUUUGUUAAUCAAGAAAACCUGGAAGACACCAUGUCUCAUGGCAGCAUUAAUUAUAAUAAUAAUUUGGUAGGAUUCUGACUGUAUUCAGCAUCAUUUGUUUAGCUGCUUGGGGAGGAGGUUUAUCAGCUGGACACUUACCUCAGGAUAAUAAUGUGCAUAUUUAUUUUUAUCCACAGUCAUCUCAGUGAGAUGACAGGGGCUAAAUAUAUGCAGAUAAGAUGUAGAAGAAAAGGAGCCAGUUUAAAGGAAAUCUUGUGUAGCUUUACAGUUAUUUGACUGCCUCGUUUGCCCUGAAAACAUGUCGACUGCAGAAGGUGGAUGAUACUUCAAUUACAUCAUUAAAAAAACAGACAACAUUGAUACAA